This is a messenger RNA of Varroa destructor (honeybee mite), 2028 nucleotides long. RefSeq names its product Wnt ligand secretion mediator (gene wls). NCBI's taxonomy places the organism in Eukaryota, Metazoa, Arthropoda, Arachnida, Mesostigmata, Varroidae. Gene Ontology annotation, biological process: Wnt signaling pathway; Wnt protein secretion; intracellular protein transport. The record is from RefSeq and is a predicted model, not a curated record. Gene Ontology annotation, cellular component: endomembrane system; organelle membrane. Gene Ontology annotation, molecular function: Wnt-protein binding.
GAUGUCAUCUGACAUCUUAUCCGUUUCGGCGAAUUUCACCACUACAUCGGAAACUAUUUGUUUUACGUCGUAUUACGACGGUCAAAUCGACUUAAGCUGAACCGCCCGCCGCUCUGACACAGACAAAGCAAAAACAAAGCGUCAAAAAAUUCAUCCAUGCAGACUGAGAGUGCGCGUCGGUGAGCGGUUUUCAUUGUCUUGGAGGGUAGUUCAGUAAAGAAGAGCGUUAGAGGAUAAAAAAAAAAACUGCCAAAAACUUAAGCAGCCUCUCGCGACAAUGGCGGGUGGAAGCGGUUCAAUCUUAGAAAAUCUGUCUGGAAAAAAAUUGGCGGUUAUUGUGAGUAUUGUCCUCGUCGUUCAGGGGCUGUGCUUUCUACUCGGAGGUGUAAUCGCUCCUGCGCCAUCGAAUGCGGAUCAAGUGCUUGGCUCGAUAUGCGCCCAGGAAAACCCCACGGUUCCUGGAGACUUCAGCUGGCCAUGGGCUUUUCCCAGAGGAUCGAAAAGGCGUCCAGUCAACUGCAAUUUAAUCGAGAACCUUGCCUAUAUACACACAAAGGACCUCAACAUCACCGCUAAUCAUCUCGUGUUCUCGUUUCAAUUGCCUUUACCAAAAGAAAACAAAGACCUCGAUUAUUCGCGUUGGCAGCAGAACCUUAUCGGCGUUCUGCACAUGGAUAUCCUUCACGACCCCAAUAAUCCGCUUAAACAAGAUCCUGUAGUAACUAUGGACAUAAAGAUGGGUUAUCGUAAUAAACAUGAGAGCCCAGACACGUGGCACCUUUUAGCAAAUUCCACAGAGACCCGGACAUUAAAAUGUGAUAUUAAUUCAACUCACCAUCAUAUCGACCAGCUGCAUUAUGGCGGUUACAACUGUGACGUGAUGUCACUGUUCGAAUUGGGCUCACUGCACCACGACUAUUAUCUCAUCAACGUGAAAUUCCCGCUCAACGAAGAUCAGACUAUUAAUACCCAUAUUGGACAACUCAACGACGUUUGGCUUGUGGUGAUUCACCAGAAUGGCGGUUUUACUCAGGUGUUUCUGUCGUUGAAAACGGUGUUCUUGCCGAUUAUUCUCGCAACAAUGAUGUGGUACUGGAAACGCAUUCGCAUCAUGGACCGGCCGCCGCAUUUACUCGAGUGCUGCAUAUUGGCCCUCUCCGUAGCCAUGACGGCGAUUAAUCUUCCUAUCGAGUUUUUGACGCUUUCGUUCAACAUGCCGUAUAUGAUGCUGAUUUGUGACAUACGUCAGGGUAUCUUUUAUGCCAUGCUUUUCAGUUUUUGGCUGAUCUUCUGUGGAGAACAUCUCAUGGAGGACAAUGAUGACGUUGAACGUAACCGCCUGAGCGCCUAUUGGCAACAGCUUUUGUUCGUAUUCACUGGCUGUCUAUGCAUGCUCGUUUUCGACAUCUGCGAAAGAGGGGUGCAUCUGACAAAUCCAUUCUACUCCAUUUGGUCGACUCAGCUUGGCCACGAUUUGGCAACGGGCUUCCUCGCGCUGACGCUUGUUUGCGCCAUUUCCUAUUUUUGCUAUUUGUGUCGUCUGUUGUAUCGCGUCCGAUGUAACAUCUCCUCAAAACGUUCGGCCCUACCUGGUAUGAGUCAAACUCGGCGUCUCUUUUAUGAAGGGAUCAUCUACCGAUUCAAGUUCCUUCUGCUCGCCACGCUGGUAACCGCAGCACUGACAGUAGUAGCGCACUUCGUGUCGCAGUGGUCUGAAGGCCAGUGGAAGUUCGAUGAGGAGAUAUCAUUGGAGUUCACAUCAGCUUUCUUCACGGGUGUUCUGGGCUGCUGGAACGGCUACGUCUUUAUGUUGCUUGUUUUGUACGCGCCCAGCCACAAAUAUAAAAAUCAAAGUCAGGGUACCGAUCUCAAUAAUCUGACAGACGAAAACCAGGACAGCAUUGAAUUCUCCCGUCUCACCAAUUCUGAAGGUUGUGCCGAGGUGCCUGAAGCAUCAGGAGUCGCAGCCCUGGCCGAAUUCGCCAAAAAAAUCGCUGUAGAUUAAACGGUCUCAAUGUAGCAUGCUAC